CCUCCUAAAAUAUUAAAAAAAGAAAUAUGAAAAUGAAUACUAUUAUUCACCAAAAAAAAUAUAUAACCACACAAGUUACAUGGCAUAUGUGUUUUAGUGAAAUAUUAAAAAAGCACAACCUACGAAGCCAAGACGACAUGUCCAUUCUUAUCACAACCUACGAAGGAAACCACAACCAUCCCCUCCCCCGCCGCCGCCGCCAUGGCUUCCUCCACUCCCUCCGUCGCCGCCUCCUUCAGCUUAUACAACCCCUCGAACGACACCGCCGGGACAGCUGGCAACUUCGUCCACGUCCCGUACCAUCAACAGCAGGAACUACUAUUCAGCCCUACUUCGCCGCCAAGUCAGCAGCUCCAUCCUUAUCGAUACCAGCCCAACAUGUUGAGUAUCCCGGCGACGGCGGCGCGUGGGAAGGCUGGCAGCGACGAGUUGGCUGAAAAUGUGAGCACGGCCAUGGUGGCGGAUCCCAAGUUCAGAGUGGCGGUGGCGGCUGCCAUUUCGUCGCUCAUUAAUAAAGAGGCCUCUCGAUUUCACGGGCAGCAACUGCGAGAAGAGAUCGAGAGACAGAGAGGGGAAGGCUGGGGAUUGAAUAUUUAGUUUUUAAUUUUAAUUUGUUAUUUUGUGUUAAUUAACCCUUUUAUCCUUAAUGAAUCUUGUUGUUAGUAUAACAACACUAUGAGUGUUGUUAUACUAUCCGCUCCCAUAAACAGCCACAAGAAAGCUAGAAAAAGCGACACAGCUGACAGGUUAAGUCAUCUUCCAGAACCCAUCAUUCAUCACAUCCUUUCGUUUCUCGACACCAAAUCUGCUGUCCAGACCUCUGUACUGUCGCGAGCAUGGCGAUGUGCUUGGAAGCAUGCCCCCAUCGUCCACCUCCGCAGCACUUCCUUCCAAGAGUAUCAGGAUUUCCGGUCACUAACUUAUGUACAACUUAGCUUAUGUAUCGAAGUUAGUAACAAAAAUAGUUUUGCGUGGGUAAGUGUUGUUCGUUGAGCCUUGGGUCGAGACAAAUCGAAAGGUUUGUGAGUCGAAGCUUGAGUUGAUGAGGGUACUAGGGCUCGAGCCAUGAGCGAUGGUGAAACCAGCAAGGGAGCACGAGGUGCUCUAAGAAAGCACAAGAAGAAAGCUAUUUGAAAUUAGUGGAGACGAAAGAAGACAUGGAGGGUUAUCAACCCAAACCACUUGCUGAUCCCACCCCAACCCAAUGUGAGCCAACCAGUGGGCCACAGUAUUCGACUUCCUUGAUCUAAACUCCCAACUCACUUCUCUCCCUGACAGAGAGUCAUUUACUCCAGCCAAAGGUUUCAGCUCAUCACACCAAAAUCCCAGCUCAGUACAAUCUUCAUCUCCCUUCUUCAAUUGAUUCACCAGCACCUGGCAGUCGGUUUCAACAAUCAGGGGGCUAAGCUCCCUCCGAUUUGCCUCCCUUAAACCCAUGACCAUAGCUUUUGCCUCAGCUUCGAUGGAUCUACAAAUACGUUUCUCCUUUUUGCCAUCGCCCCCACAAAUUCUCCUCGCCAAUCGCGAAUGAUACAGCCCAGGCCAAUCCCUCGAUCCUUAAGCACCCCAGCAUCAGAGUUUAGUUUGUAGAAACCCUCCGGGGGAGGAGUCCAGCGACAUUCUUGUUUCGAUCUAUUCCGAAUCGAGUCACCCCCAGGAUCUGGGCUAGGAGAGUCUUGAGUAGCCAGGAAAGCCGAAAGCCAUCCCAGAGCACGAGGAAUAAUCUCAUCAUCCUCCAUCUUCCGGUUAUUGAACUUAUGAUUGCAUCGCUCCUUCCACAGGUACCAUAGGAUUGAGCAGAACUUUUGUAUUCGAUCUUCUGGAAAUCCUUUCAUGACUUCUUUCAUCCAUUCAAAACAAGACUUCCACCCUUUUCAAAGAUGUCCUUCUCCUCACAAUUUCUCCACCUUCUUCGAAUCCAGUUGCAUUCACAAAGGGCAUGCAUUUGCGUUUCAGAAGGUUGCAAAAGGGACACUCAGGAGCAGCCCUAUCAAGCCAUUCCUCAACAUGAACACCCACAGGUAAGAUGCUCUUUCACACUUUCCAUAGAAAAAUUCGAACCUUAGGCUGAAUAUGUAGCUUUCAAAUAGCUUUCCAGAGCUCAGAAUCCUCAGGGUUGAGAUAAUGAGAACGAGAUAGAUGACCAGAUUGAUUGCUUCGAAUGAGGGAGUAGGCAGAUUUCACAGAGUAAAUACCUUUUUCCGAAUCGUUCCACACUCUAGAAUCAGGGCCGAGAGGGAAUCUGAGAGGGAUUUUUGAUAUGAGAGUCUGAUCAUCCCUAAAAAAUAGUUCCUUGAGUUUUUCCACAUCCCAACCCCCUGAGCUGACAUCAAUGAGGGUGCACCUUCCUUGAGUCGAGCCCUGGGUCGAGUCGAAUAAAAAGGCUUGUGAGUCGAGGUUCGAGCUGAUGGUGGAGUGAUGGGCUGGACAUCGAUGAAGAGAGUACUGGGGCUCGAGCCAUGGGCGAUGGUGAAACUAGCAAGGGAGCACAUGUGUUCUAAGAGAGCGCAAAAGGAGAGCUAUUUGGAAUUAGGUGAGACGAGAGAAUACAUGGUGAUAGUUUUUUUUUUACAAUAAAACUCUACAUUAAUC
Messenger RNA from Linum trigynum, 2592 nucleotides. Lineage: Eukaryota; Viridiplantae; Streptophyta; Magnoliopsida; Malpighiales; Linaceae. The record is from the annotation of a GenBank genome assembly.